This is a messenger RNA of Penicillium manginii, 1791 nucleotides long. RefSeq names its product FAD binding domain-containing protein. The coding region runs from base 1 to 1791 and encodes 596 amino acids. NCBI's taxonomy places the organism in Eukaryota, Fungi, Ascomycota, Eurotiomycetes, Eurotiales, Aspergillaceae. Gene Ontology annotation, molecular function: FAD binding. The transcript has 6 exons. The record is from RefSeq and is a predicted model, not a curated record.
AUGUCGCCCCUCAUCCACAAUCUAACACCGGACGAAGAGGUCCCAAUCCUCAUUAUCGGAGGCGGACCAUCAGGUCUUCUACUUGCUUUCCUUCUUGAACAACUGAACGUCCGAUGCUUGGUCAUCGAGCGAUACCCAACAAGAUUAGCAGCCCCUAAAGCGCACGCCCUCUCUCCAAGAUCUCUCGAAUUUUGCCGCCAGGCCGGACUAGACGUGAAUGAGAUCCGCAGCAUUGGAAGUCCCCGUGAAGAUGCGUACUGGGUGAACUUCGUGACCAGCUUAACUGGUAAGCAGGUUGGUCGGCUCCCCUACGAAAGAAUGGACAAGGAGGUUCUUAACGAUACUCCAACGGCAAGUCUUCUUCAACUAGUAGUAGAGAGGUAUCACGACAUUAACUGGCUUCAGAUGAUCCAUAAUAUUCCACAGCCUGCAUUUGAGGAUAUCAUCGCGAAGAAAUUGUUAAAGACUGGUUUCGUUGAGGUUCGAAAGAAUCAUUCGACCGUGCCGCGAAAAAAAGAGUACAAGAUCAAAUCCCGACAUGUCAUCGCGUGCGAUGGUGCCAAAAGCGCCGUGAGGAGAUAUCUUGGUAUUACAAGCGAAGGCGAAGAAGCCACUGAAACUAUGAUGACGAUUCACAUCAAUGCUGAUCUGAGACCUGUGAUCAAAGAGCGAGUCGGUAUGCUUCAUUGGGUUAUGGAUCCCCAAGUAUCCGGAUUCAUCAUCGGCUAUGAGCUGUCCGGUAAUCAAGUUUUGAUCUGUAAUUUCGAUUCCAAGAAGCAUCCCGUGGACUCAUGGGAUGAAGGACAUUGCCGAAAAGUCGUGGACGCGGCAUUCGGCGUCAAGGUACCAUACGAUGUGCUCAGCUUCCGUCCAUGGCUUCUAAGUCGGAAGGUAGCACAUUCGUAUCGUGCUGGUCAAGUCUUCCUGGCUGGCGAUGCUGCGCAUUCAUUCCCGCCUACCGGCGGUCUCGGUCUGAAUUCCGGCCUGGGCGACGUGCACAAUCUUGCAUACAAGCUCGCUGCAGUCCAUCACGGAUGGGGUGGGGAUGACCUCCUCGAUACCUACCAGGCUGAGCGUCGCCAAGUUGCUCUCAUCAACUCAGAGCAAAGUGUGAAGAAUGGCAAGCAAAUAUUCGGCUUGCUGAAGGCACUCGGCACUACGGAUCCAGAUGUGGAGGUUUCUAGAAAGAAUCUCUAUCGCAAUAUUCAAGAUCCUGAGGCUAUGGUUGAUAUAAACAAGGGAAUUGAAGGCCAGCGUGAGCAUUUCGAUAAUCUGGGACUCCAUAUCGGUUAUGUGUAUGGCGAUACGCAAGUCCCGAAGAACGUUUCGCUGUUCAAGUCGUCAUGUGUACCAGGUGCCCGACUACCACAUGCCUGGAUCGAAGUGCUGACUGGGCAACUGUCACUACCUGCCAUUAAUUCUUCAUAUGUGCGGGAGCUAUCGAUUGAGCAAAUCUCUCAGAAGCGAUUUUCUACGUUGGACCUGUGUCGUCUUGAUGCUUUUACCCUCCUAGUUGAUGAGGGAAAUGCCGCCCAUUUCAAGUCCUCUGUCCAAAAGCUCUUUGAAAAUCUCCCUAAACAUGUCGCUAAGGUUCUAUCUCUGCGACUUGCGGUGUAUGGUGUUGAUUUUGCUCUCCAGCCUGGGGUGGAAAAUGCUCAGUGGUUCGACUUGAUGGGAUUAAAGGGUCAUGCGGUGCUAGUUCGCCCAGAUCAGCAUAUCUUGACUUGUCUUCCAACAGAUUCAGGACCGGAAGAAUUGCUACAAUCGUUGAAGAAUCAUUUGUCGUGGUGA